Messenger RNA from Penicillium oxalicum, 360 nucleotides. RefSeq lists its product as uncharacterized. The transcript has 2 exons. Lineage: Eukaryota; Fungi; Ascomycota; Eurotiomycetes; Eurotiales; Aspergillaceae. Bases 1 to 360 code for a protein of 119 amino acids. The record is from RefSeq and is a predicted model, not a curated record.
AUGGACGACCCAGGCAUCCUCCGUACUGUUGCAAGGCUCGAUAUCCGGGCAUCCCGAGCGGAGCAAGCCCAUACCAAACUCGAACGGGAGUUAAAGUCUGUCCAAGAUGAUUUGAAACGAACAACCGAUGAAUUAGAACAAGUUACUCGGUUAGCGGACAUUUUCUACGAUCUCAGUCAGAGGUUGGGUGCGGUUGUGGACUACUUGCUUCAGGAACGUGGGGCAUCAGAGAGCGGUUGUGAUCAACGGUCAGCUAAAUCGAUCCUCGAUUCUAUCAUGGAGUCAGAGAAAGCGGGGGACGUGGGCGGAAAGGACAAGGCUGUCUCGGAAAAUGCUAAGGUCAAGGUGCCGGAUAGCUGA